Messenger RNA from Oxyura jamaicensis (ruddy duck), 2657 nucleotides. RefSeq names its product chromosome 9 C3orf70 homolog (gene C9H3orf70). The record is from RefSeq and is a predicted model, not a curated record. The transcript has 2 exons. Lineage: Eukaryota; Metazoa; Chordata; Aves; Anseriformes; Anatidae. Bases 164 to 892 code for a protein of 242 amino acids.
CCCCCGUGGCGCGGGCGGUCCCCGCUGCGGCUCGGCGCCUCCUGCUCCUCCUGCUGCUGCCGUGCGGCUGCUCCCCUCCUCUUCCUCCUCCUCCUCCUCCUCCUCCUCCUCCUCCUCCUCCUGGCCGCUGCGGCGCGGGGGCUGCGGGCGGAGCGGCGGCGCCAUGAGCGGGGCGGCGGCGAAGAGCGAGAAGCUGGACGAGGCUCAGGCGCUGGCCCGCAGCUGCGCGGGCAGACCCGACUUCCAGCCCUGCGACGGGCUCUCGCUCUGCGCCACGCACAGCCACGGCCGCUGCUUCCGCCUGCACUGGUGCUGCCACCUGGGAUGGUGCCACUGUAAAUACGUCUAUCAGCCCAUGACACCUGUGGAGCAGCUUCCCAGCACCGAGAUCCCCGUUCGCCCUCGGGAGUCCACGAACACGAUCCAGAUUGCCGUUUCGCUCACCGAGCACUUCCUGAAGUUUGCGCCCGUCUUCCAGCCCCCUCUGCCCCCCGCCUCCCCGCAGUUCUGCACGAUCGCAGACCUCUUCAUUGACAAUUACCGUGUGAAAUGCAUCAACGGGAAGAUGUGCUACGUGCAGAGGCAGCCUCCCCCCGCGCCCCACAAGACAAAGGCCGAGGAAGUCUCUGUCCGCAAUGCCUUAAUCACAAAAGAGAGCAAUACACCAAAAACAGAUCACUGCUCGUCCCCUUCCAGCUCGGAGGACUCCGGGAUCAACGCGGUGGGGGUUCACUACAUGGAGUCGUGCGAUGAGGACACAGAGGGGGUGGCCGAGCUAAGUUCAGAAGAAGAUUACAGCCCGGAUAGCAGCUGGGAGCCAGAUGAAUGCCCACUCUUGUCACCCUCACAGUGUGAAAUGGAAGUGAUUGAGACUAUAGAAACCACUGUGUGAUCCGACGAGGUGGUACCAGACCAGUCCAGUUCCCACUCAGUAAUGUUGCUUUUGUAGUAUUUAUAUUUUGUUUUGUUUUUCCUGACAAUCCCUUUUUUCCAGUGCACUCGGUAUUUCAGAUCCCUCUUGGGAGCGCGGCCGCGGGACUUGCAUAUAGGUGAACGAGCAGCAGCCUGAGCAAUUUUAACGUGUUCUCAGCCUGAUCAGACCUCCCAUGCCUGCACAUAAGGUAGCGAUAAAUCCUAAGACUCUUAUCGCUGAAAAAGGCCUUUUUCUUGGUCUGGGUUACAUCCUAUGUUACUUCUCAUAUGAGGACGUGCCACUCGAGAUGUUUUCAGCUGUCAGAAUGUUUGCAGUGGGCCUCCAAAGCACAGAGGGUGAGCUGGUGCAGCACGCCUGUGAGCAGCAAAACCAAGUUGUCCUUAUGCUUUCUUAUAAAUGAUGCGAGGUGCAGCGACAAGAGGCUCGUUCUGCCUCUGUCUGGCCUCCCGCAGUGCCCGUCCUUUUCUCUAAGUGUUGGUGCGACCCUCCCCGAACGCGUUGGCACCCCUCUUCCAGUGGGCUGGUAUGGCAGGCUAGAGAACGCACAAAGUGCCUCCAACUUUUCUCCAGGCUAUGCACCGAGCAUCUGCUGAGUUAGGUCAGGCUCUGAAAUCUCCUGAAAAGGCAAGUGUUGCUCCUGAGGCCAAGCAGUUGCCCGGAUCCCUUCUCUGCGUGGAUGUCUGGAAGGGGAUCUAGCUUUUACAGCUCAGCAGGAGGGGGAGCAGGCAGGGAGGAGGCGCGGCAGUCUAACCAAUACCAUUCCAGACCGGGGUGUAAAACGACAGGUGAAGGGAAGCGACUACCUCCAAACACACAAAUCCACCCUCAGCUUUGCCUGCUGCUUCCUCCCAUGCUGUUGGUGCCGGACACGCGCACUCAGGACCAAAAGGCCUCAGGGCCUGCAUUUGCCUGAAGAAAAACAAAGUUUAAAACACAAAAUCCUUCAGCCACACCACUGUGUUGGCAGAGUGCGGGGACAGCACGGAGGUGCCCGUGAGGUGGCCCAGGCACACGUAGCACAUGUGCUGUCCAGAUGCAGCCACGGCCAUUCAUGCUGAGCGAGGAGGCUUCGGCUCACUCUCCUCUGCACCCAGCUCAAGAGCAGGUUUUUAAGUUUUGCUCGCACAGCUGGUGAGAAGGAGCUGUGCUGCUGGUGGUUUUGUUUCAGCCCUCCGUAACGGAACAGAAAUACCUUUCUCAGAAGAUUUCAGUCAGCUUGAAUCAGUUGGAGUCAGUAAUAACUGUUUUCAACAGCAUUACUGGAUUUCUUUGUGUACUUGCUGUUUACGUUUCAAAAGUCAUCGGUGAAUAUCAGGCUGUAUAAACGUGUACAGUUUAGUGAUUGAUACUAGAUUAUAGUCCGUGUUAUAGGAUGGCUCAUCUCUCACUGUAUCCUGACAAUGUAUUACUAAUUUUAUACACUUUGUAAUCAGUAUCUUUAGAAAACGUUUAGGCAACAGUGUGUGUAUGUGCACAUGCGCGUGCUAGGAGUUUACCAUAAAUGGUUAUCAAGUAAUACUGUACUUUUUAGACUAACACUUUCAGACAAAAAAUAAUAGGUUUUAUAGUUUUGAUGAAUUAUAUAAAAAAAAGUGCAAUGCUUGUUAAAUGAGGAAGUCGGGCCAUUGCAUGAACAGAUACAUUCUCACAAGGCACUUAAGUACCCUGUUGUUGUUUUGAGGGCAUUUAAACGAAGGCUGUAGUAAAACUAAGUAAGGUUUUA